This is a messenger RNA of Acyrthosiphon pisum (pea aphid), 473 nucleotides long. RefSeq names its product elongation of very long chain fatty acids protein 4. The coding region runs from base 43 to 456 and encodes 137 amino acids. Gene Ontology annotation, biological process: fatty acid elongation, saturated fatty acid; fatty acid elongation, monounsaturated fatty acid; sphingolipid biosynthetic process. Gene Ontology annotation, cellular component: endoplasmic reticulum membrane. The record is from RefSeq and is a predicted model, not a curated record. Gene Ontology annotation, molecular function: fatty acid elongase activity. Lineage: Eukaryota; Metazoa; Arthropoda; Insecta; Hemiptera; Aphididae. The transcript has 4 exons.
UUAUAAUAUAGAAAUUGAUAGAAGUGAUUCGUAAAACCAUGAAUGAAAACACAUACUAAUAUUUUCCAACAAUUUUACAAUGAGUUAAAGUCAGACAGUACGAUUGACUCGUGGCCACUUGUUAAUUCACCAUGGCCAAUAUGCAUUAUUUUAGCACUGUACUUGACAUUUGUACUCAAACUCGGUCCAAAACUUAUGAAAAACCGAGAACCAAUGAACAUAAAGUACCUAAUCCUAUUCUACAACUUAAUGCAGACUAUGUUCAAUAGUUACAUUUUUGCUUACCAAUUCAUUAAACCAGAAAUUUUUAAUUACAUAUGGAACCAUGCAUGUCAUCCUGAUAAUACCAAAAGUAACAUUGUACAUGAGCUACAUAUUGCUUCGUGGUAUUUUGCCAUAUCAAAAAUCAUAGACUUAUUCGACACAGUAAGUAAAAAACUAAUUAUUAAAUUAUAAAUUAAUAUUCAACACAA